This is a messenger RNA of Sander lucioperca (pikeperch), 3297 nucleotides long. It is a transcript of the gene tmem214, whose product is annotated as transmembrane protein 214. NCBI's taxonomy places the organism in Eukaryota, Metazoa, Chordata, Actinopteri, Perciformes, Percidae. The transcript has 17 exons. Gene Ontology annotation, cellular component: endoplasmic reticulum; Golgi apparatus. The record is from RefSeq and is a predicted model, not a curated record. Bases 102 to 2165 code for a protein of 687 amino acids.
AUUAAAUGAUCUUUUGAGUUGAGUCGUCCUUUCUUUCAGCAGGGAGGAAGGAGGAAGUCACGGUACCCCCGACCUAAUAUAACCCCAUCUGGAACAGAAACAUGGCUUCAAAUAAUGGCUCAGUCGGCAAAUGGGAGGUAGUAAAGAAAGGGAAGAAAAAUAACAGCACAGGAGGAGGCAAGAACCCGACUGACAAGAAAUCCGGCGGCGGCAUCGGGGGAAGGAAAGCCCUGGGCGAAUCUAACCAGCCAUCCAGACCACCCCUGAAGAUGUCAGAAACGCUGUUUGACGGCUUUGAGAAGAUGGGAAAGAAACAGAACAAGGAGCAGGUUCCACCACCAGCCGAGCCCGAAAAUAAAAAGACCUCAUCAAGUAAAGCAUCUAAGAAAUCACAAUCCAGCAGUCCAGUAACCCCCGCAACUCACAAGACCCUCGAGGAAGCCUUCAAAACAUUGGAUGUUGGGGACCUGAAGCAGCAGUUGGCUCGCAGUCAGACCCUGUUUCCAGAAAACCCGUCAGUGUGGGUCAAAGACCUGGCUGGAUACCUCAACCUCAAUCUGACUGCGCCUGAGCCUGAGCCCACACUCAGCAGCUAUGCUCACGACUACCCAUACUGCCUUUCAGGAAAAGAGCUGAAGGGUGUGAUCAAAGGCCUCAUCGGACGCUGCAGUGACAUUCUGCCAGAUUUCUUCGACCACUGUGUUUAUACCAUGCUCAGGGAGAUGGACAGACAGUCAGGAGAACCUCUGCAUGGCUACAGACUUUGCAUCCAGGCAAUCCUACAGGACAAACCCAGGAUAGCAACCCAAAACCUGCCAGAGUAUUUGGAAUUACUGCGAUCGGUUCAGAAUCGUCCAGUGAAGUGUUUGACCAUCAUGUGGGCUCUCGGCCAAGCUGGAUUCUAUGACCUCAGCCAGGGACUCCGAGUGUGGCUGGGUAUCAUGCUUCCUGUGCUGGGAGUGAAGUCCUUGUCUUCAUAUGCCAUUGCAUAUCUGGAGAGACUUCUCCUACUUCAUGCGAACCUAACAAAGGGAUUUGGCAUCAUGGGUCCUAAAGAGUUCUUUCCGUUACUGGAUUUCGCCUUCAUGCCCAAGAACGCCCUGUCAUCAAGUCUGCAGGAGCAACUGAGGCGUCUGUACCCUCGACUGAAGGCCCUCGCAUUUGGAGCCAAACCCGAGAGCACGUUACACACAUACCUGCCAUCAUUUCUGUCCAGAGCAACACCACACUGUCCAGAUGACAUGAAGAGAGAGCUUCUCAGCAGUAUGACUGAGUGUUUGUGUGUAGAUGUACAGAGUCUAGGAGUGUGGAGACAGCUCUAUACCAAACACUUACCCCAGUCCAGUCUGCUGUUGAACCAUUUAUUAAAGUCCUGGAAUAUCCUGCCACCAAAGCUUCGGAAGAACCUCGAAGAAACAAUCCAGUCUUUCAGAGUGACCAACGAAGAGAUGAAAGAUGUCAUUGAAUCUCAGGAGCUUCAGGACUGCAAUAACCUGUGCCAGAAUCUACAGGUAAAGAUGCGCGGUCGCGGGUUCCCCUGGUCCAAACUGCUCAUGGUUCUGCUCGUAUUUGCUGCAGGCUUCAUCGCACAUGACGUCAGAUCUCACGGUUCCUUCAAAGAUUCCACCACAGCCAUGUAUCUGCGCAACUCGGGGGUCACAGCCGUAUCUCAGCAGGCCUGGAGCAAAGUAAAGGUCUACUCUACGCAGGCCUUCAGCUGGUUGGAGACAAAUACUCCUUAUUAUUACUCUGAGUGUGCGCGGGUUUUGGGGCCACUAUUGGACCAAGGUUUGGAAAAGACAAAAACAGCCGCCAUCUUCAUCUCUGAAAGCACCACACAGUUUAUCCUCUGGGUCAAAGAAAAGACACCGCAGGCCAUAGAAUGGGUGAACACCAACACUCCUGACAGUGUGUUCCAAGUGGUGGCGUAUUUAAAGGCGUUGCUCCUCUCCCUCCAUCAGAACUACAUCCUGCCAGCGCUGGCUUACAUAUCUGAACUGCUACAACGAGCGUGGACCCACCUACAGGACUCCUGCAACGGUGAGGUGUCUGUAUCAUGUCUGCAGGGACACGCUCUGUCCUUCACCAACUCAACGUGGCAGCUGCUCCAACACACGACGUCGGCCAUCAAGACGUGGGCUCAGGAGCUGCUGACACGAGCGUGAUAACAUCACAGAUGUUGACUAAUUUACACAAUCGCGCACACACACAAUAUACACACAUGAAGUAUCCACUGGCCCAAUCUGAGGCAGCCUUUCAGUGCGUCGGCUCCCCUCUCAAGCCGUGAUUGGACACUGUGGGGUCAGACAAACAAACUCUCACUCAAAAUGACCCUUCUAUCUCUUAUAUUUCUUGUUUUGGCUCAAUUUUUUUAAUCAGUUUGCUGUUGUACAAUGUUUUUUUAUUUUUUUUUUCUACCAAUCUUUUUGUCACUGCUGGACGCAGAGGUCCUGUCUCUAUCUCUCUCCCUGAGUUUUCUACUGCAAAUUUCAGCUGUUGAUUUAACCUUUAGGUUAAACAGAUUGUGUAAUUUAUAGAAAAUGUAGGUUUGUAGAUAAUUUAUAAACCGUUUUUAUUUAAAGAUUUAUUAAAAUAAAGUGUAAAAAACUUGGUAAAGGGCAGGGAAAAGACCAAAACAGAAACAUUGUUCGUGUGUGUGUCGGGCUCAGUAAAGCGGUCAAACCUGAGAAUCUGUCCAGUGGGCAGCUCACAAUGUAAAGCCUUCACUAGGAAAGAUAUUGUGGGUAAAGGGUCACAUCUGCCAGUGGAUUGACUCCUUUAGAAAAAGAGUUGACAGCAUUAAGGAGUCUCACAUCCAUCUAAAAGGUCCAGAAGGAGAAAUCUACCGUCUUGUCCUUUCUGCACAUCUCCUCAUCUUGUCUUUGCUGCUUCGUCAUCUGUCUGCUGUUUCUCGUGCUUUUACAUUUGCCAUCAGUAGCUCCACACCAAAUCUUAAAGCAGCAGUUGUGUACUCACACUUGAAGGCUGAUGAUAUUCUGUGUGUGUGUGUGUGUGUGUGUGUGUGUGUGUGUGUGUGUGUGUGUGUGUUUGUGUGCGUGUCUACAUGGAUCAACAAGCUUAUUCUCAAUAAUGGGAUCAUGGUUAACCCCGUGCCAACGUCCUCCUGUAUGCCAGAAUUUGACUAAGAAUAAACCCUCUCGUCUGGGCAAGGCAAACAUUUCUGACCAGCUGAUUCACUAACCCUUUGUUGUAAACAAUAUGUUUGGAUGGAUAUAUGGCAAUGACUAAUGUCUUAAUUUGUAAUGUAAAUGAUUUAUAAUAAAGACUUCAAUCCCA